This is a messenger RNA of Gasterosteus aculeatus aculeatus (three-spined stickleback), 2809 nucleotides long. The record is from RefSeq and is a predicted model, not a curated record. Lineage: Eukaryota; Metazoa; Chordata; Actinopteri; Perciformes; Gasterosteidae.
CGCGGACCAGCCAAUCGGCAUGCGCGUCAGCAGCGCAUCCCGGAAAUAAGACGCUCAAAUCGAAAAAGAGCGCCUUGAAUCCAAGUUGGAGACGUUACCUGAAGUGUACCCCUGCCUGCUGUGGUCAUGAGUUUCUCUCCCGGCCCAUCCGGUCCCCUCGGGGGGACCAAUAUCCAGGAGCAGAGGGACCGCUGGGAGAGAAAACGCAGUCGGACAGCCAGAGAGUUGGUGCAGACUGAACAACGCUAUUGCCAGCAGCUGGAGCUUGUCACCACCUACUUUGUGGAGAUCCUAAAGGCCAAAGGAACCCUGAAGCAGGACAUUAGAGAAAGCAUCUUCAGCUCAAUUAAAGCCAUUCAUUCAGUAAACCAAUCUUUGCUGGUCCAUCUGGAGAAUGGCUACUUCGGCCGAGGCUUUGACCAGAUGUGUCCACAUCUGCAACACUACAACACGUAUGUGGACAACAUCUACAAUGGCAGCAGAGUGCUCGGGAUCCAAAUGAAGAAAAACAAGCCCUUCAGACGGUUUAAGAAACUCCAGGAAGCCCGGCCAGAAUUCAACAAUCAUAAGCUUGAGGAUUUACUCCAACUUCCCAUCCAGCGGAUCCAUCAGUAUAAACAUUUCCUACAGGACCUGACUGCCAACACGAGUCCAGACAACCCGGAGUUUCCGCAGCUUUCAAGGGCGGUGGAUGCGGUGAACGAGGUGUUCCAGCGUAUCCAGAACAAUACCAGGCGCCAUGAGAACCACCUUCAGCUAUGCAGGGUGCAAAAACUGCUGAAAGGGAAAAAGACAAAGGUGUUGGCUGAAGGGAGAUGGUACAUCCGCGAGGGCUGGCUUACGGUGGUUCCUCCUAAAGGGGCGGACACGACGCCCAGGAUGUUCUUCCUGUUCUCCGACAUGCUGCUGCAGGCCAAGUUGCAGCUCACCAGCAGAGACAAGUUUGCAGGCCAGCACGCCUACCCCCUGCAGGGCUGCAGCGUGGAGAAGGUGUUUGGCCACACCAGGAGCCAGGGAGGUCUGCUCAGUUUAACCUUCCCCAAAGCCAAACUCCUGCUGAUGUCCUGCAACCAGGAGGAUCUCAACGACUGGUUCCAAAGCCUGAGCGCAGCUAUUGGGAAGCUGCAGGGUAAGCAGACGCUGGUCCAUCAGAGGGAGGUUGAGUUGUGCCGAAGACCCCUCCGCUCAGCCGUCGUGUGCCACAACACGCCAAGCAGCAGCAGGAAGAGAAACAUGGGGAGCUCUGAGACCAAUGAACAUGCUCAGGAGCCUCCAGUUGAGCUUGAGGGCAGCGUCGCCAAGAGGAUGAAGCCGACUAACGCUCCAGAGCACAGCAGUGCUGCAGAGGCCUCCUUGUCCAGCUGUGUGAUCCUCUAAAUGACUUCAGUCUGGGGGAAUGGACAAUCUGUCUGACCUAUUCACUCAGUUUGGCCAAACAUGACGCACAUGCCUGCGCUGUUAACGCUUUUUUAGUUUGAGGGUUUGGAUUAUCACUAACUGCAGCUUCUGCUCAUCCUGGACAUGAAACACUCUCAAUCUGUCGCUUUAAAUACCAAAUAUGUGAUGAAAGUUUACUGAAAGCAGUGUACUUCUGCUUGUCUACACAAAUGUAAAACCCACAGCAGCAGUCCACCAGCAUCCCGAUUCUGUUCAAUCAUGUCUUCCCUGAUAGAAGGGGUAAGAGAUGUGUGUGAGGUUUACGUCACCAUUUUUAAAAGCAACCAUAGCAGUCAUGUUGCAUUCAUGUCAUACAAUAUUUACCAAAAGAUUAUUUGUCAUAACAGUUUUUAUGCAUUUAGUUAAGAUUUAGUUUAUCAAUAGAAAUAUGUAUUUGACACUUGUAUUCCAUGUUCAUUUUCAUAGACGGUUGGUUUACACCAAUUACUCGUCAGAUUUGGGCCAAAAAGUGACACAAAUAAACAUUUGAAAAAUGUCAUUUUGAAAUAAAAAGAGCUACAAUACAUUAUUACAUUAAUUAUUAUCAUAUAUCAUGUCUUAUUCAAUAUUGGGAAAUAUAGCAUUCUAUGAUUACAAGUGGGAAUGUAUUCUUCCACCAUUACAUGGCUGGUCACUAGCAUUAGUUUGCUAAAUUUAAAAUGUGGCACAACGCGUUCCUUCAGGCCUUAUACUGAAGCCUGAUAAUAUUAUUUAUUGAUUUCUAUUGUGAGGCAAUGAGAAUUUCAACAGAUAGAACAAGAGAAUGCUUUCCUCAGCUUGCUUUGAGCAAAUGUAGUAAUUAGCACACUAUCUAUUAAAGUGAGCGAAUCACAGAUUGCAUUGCUCAGCUAGAUAUCUGCUCAGUGUACACUCCAUAUUACCCCAUAUUUGCUGUUGCUGCAGGGACCCACUCACAUGAAUGUCCUGUCUCUGCCCCCCUCCUUGGCAUUACGGCCUCACACCUACGUGAUCAUUUCUUCAGAUGUACUAUUCUUGUAAUGUUUGAUUUCAUUGUUUUUAUUUGAUAGCUUUUACAUUCACAUAUAAAUUAUUAUGAUCAUAAUUGGUGGAAUGAGUGCAUUUAAUCAGCUGCAUGCUAUUCUAGAAAUGAUCUCUGUCAAGUAUCUGCAUGCGGGCAAGAAACCCUGUUUAACUGAUGCAAUGUUUUUAUUACAUUAUCCAUUAUCGUUUUAUCUUUUAUUACCAAAUCAAAUAUAUUAUAUACUCUUUUGUGUUUCAUUAACACUGCAUUUUACGGAUCACUUUUAAUGUGUGACACCUUUUUGCUAUGUAAAGCUUUAACACAGUGUACAAAUCAUGAAUUUAGAAGGAUAUGAUUUAUAUUUCCAGAAUAAAAGUCUAAAACAAGUAA